This is a messenger RNA of Ceutorhynchus assimilis (cabbage seed weevil), 991 nucleotides long. Lineage: Eukaryota; Metazoa; Arthropoda; Insecta; Coleoptera; Curculionidae. The record is from the annotation of a GenBank genome assembly.
GUUCAUCUAUAUAUCUAUAUCUACAGACAUUAGGGAAAUGGUAAAGCUUAUUUAAUAUUUUUACAUCAGAUCCGCCGUAAUCUAUACGUAAUUAAAUAAUAAUUAUAUUAUUCAAUUCGCGGCAAAGAUUAAUUAUAAUGGUCAGAAUUGCGGGAGGGCGUCCAGUGCAUCGCAUCAGCCGGCAACAACGUCAGCCGUGCAUGCAUCGGGCGCGGAUGGGCGCCGCGGCCGCCGUUGCGUCACAGCGUCGCACUGCACGGAUUGCACCCAAUCACGACAACGUUAUUGGGCGCCGAGACGAGGCGAGCGCCUGCGCCCGGCGCCCGCGAAGGCGCCCGAACGCGCGCGACGUCCGACGUCUCUCCAGUACCGUGUUGAUAGCGGAGCACAGCACGCGAUCGGGCUCGGCAGCUUUAUCCCGGUCUCUGUUUACCUUUAGUGUAGUCGUAGUUCAGGCAAUUUGUAACUCAGUGUGAUGGAGAGCCAAAAUCAGGAACUCGUCGCCGCCGGAUCACCCGCUGAGGUGCCAAAUGAUCCCGGGAAAAUGUUUAUCGGCGGACUCAGUUGGCAGACAAGUCCAGGUUGUUGUGAUGAUUUAGGUUACUUCGUAAUUGAUUUAAAAAUACUUCAGCUUCUUGAGCUUCGAUCACAAUUAAUUUGCGCAACUGAUAGUCGACAAAUAUUUGUAAGCUUUCGAAAGUAUUGGAUAAGCGUGAAGGUUGACACGGUCCAAGUGUACGUGGAUCAAGUAGCCUUGGACGCUGCGCGCGCCUCACUUGGACGAUACUUGGAUAGUACCAACUGUUCAUCCAACAAAGCCUAUAAUGCUUCAAUCACAUCCACAGCCUUUAGGGAGAGCUGCUCUAGAUGGAUGAGCCUUCUGCGGCAAAAUGCCUUACAGUCGCAAAGCUUGUAUUACGCAGACUUAGAGGCUUUUCCACAAAAGCGACAUAGGUCUGAUUCUGUUCUGUCCAUCUUUACCAGGUGGUAA